CACAGCGAUAGAGGGAGCAGAAUGCCUUCGCCGGCGAGCAAAGAAGCCGGCGAGAGCUCGGCCAACGAAGCACGUCCCAAUGAUGCUUCGGGCUCCGCCGCGGCAGGCGGAGCAGCGGCUGGGUCCCAGCAGCCAGGCACAUCCACAGGGGGAGCAACACCGGCCAUCGCAAACACGGAGGAUGACUUGACACCGGAGCAGACGGCUGCCGUGCUGGCCUACUUCAGGAAGAGAGGCUUCAAGAGGGCCGAAGACCUGCUCAAAGCGGAGAUCGAGGCUCUGAACAAGGGUGCGACGCCGGCGCAAGCUCGACAGAGCGUGACGGACCGCUACGGUUCGCCCACGGUUACUGUGAAUGAGUUGGCGACAAAGAUCGCACCGAGGGAGCCGGCCCCGGGCGAGAAAUCGAGCAACGGAAGUGCCGCAAACGGAAGUCAAGCACAAAAUGGGGAAAAGACCGGACCUCUGGAGCAAGCGGCGAUUGAGGCCCUUCGACUGGAUCCCACCGACCGAUCACGAGGGUUCGACAUGCUCAAGCACUGGACCGAGGGCAGCCUGGACAUGUAUGAGCCCGAGCUCAUGCCCAUCCUCCUUCCCCUUUUCGUUCACGCCUACCUCGAUCUCGUUUCGUUGGGAUAUGGAGCAGCCGCCGUGGCCUUUUUCAAUGCCCAUUCUGGCGUCCUUUUACCCCGUCAUGCUUCAUUACUUUCCCAAAUACGGUCCAUCUCACUGCCGCUGCACGUCGCAACCGAUCCACUCUCCCAACGGUUCAGGACCGAGCGCUACGUCAUCAAGAUGUCGCAGACGGUCUUUUCUCUCCUCUUGGGCUGGCUCACCGACGGAAGAGGACCCGUCGCAGGAGCGGGCGCCGCCCCUGGCGUUAGCGAAGGGAACGACAACAAGGAGAGGAGGGGUCGAGAGGCCAUGCUCAAGAUCAUCAACGACCGAUGCCGCGUCCAAGUCCUUCAAACGAAAGCGCAGGAGCUAACGCUGGCUAUGCUGGAGGAGGGUACGGGUCUGACAGGAGCCACAGGCCCGUCCUAUGCGACCAGGAGCGCAAUCGGGCGACAUCACCCCUCUUUGAAUCCCAACGCCGUUUCCGAGUCGGAUGCUGUUGCUGAGUUCAAUGCGGCCGCGGCUGGUCCGCAACUCAAGCUCGGCGCCAAGAUACCCCUGAGCGAGAGACUGGCUGUCGAGGUUCAACGAGAGGCGAGAGAAGAGAUGGCGGAGGAACAGCAGCAAACACAAGCGCAACAGCAGGUGCAAACUGAGCAAGGCGACGGUGGUGAAGAGGCGAAGGCAGCGGCGACCGCCAAGGCAAAAUCCGGGACAAAGGAGAGAGAAGUAACGCCUGGGAGCUCGGGAAGGAAAGCGUCAGCCACACCUGCUGUGGGAGCCACGUCGACAGCGGCGACAGUGACCACGACAGACGAGUAUGGGCUGCUUCAAGCAACCUAUGCCGACCUCCCACCCCAGCCUCCCGUAUUUCGGACCGUUGACAUCCAAAGAGAGGUGGCAAGGAUGCGCGAUGCCAGAAAGGCUCUACGUUUCGACCUGUCGCUUCGAGGUAGUGGGCCCUCUGCUUCUGUCGCUACCGGUGGGCCUUCUUCCUCGUCUUCGUCAUCGUCCGCUGGCGCGACCGGAUCAGGAGGAGCUACAGCUGCUGGAAGCACAGCAGUUGCGAGCGGCAGCGCGGGCAAUACACCUGCGCCAGCCUUUUUGUCAGGCGUACGAGAUGCAACCUUCAACGGUCUUGGUCUCGAAGGGGCCAAAGCUGCUCAGACGGCGGCUUUGCCAAGUAUCUGUGCUUACACCUUCCAUGACGCCGACGAUGGCCUGACAUCGUGUCGUUUCUCCCCUGAUCUGAGCCUCGUUGCAGCCGGAUUCGAAGAGUCGUUCAUCCAAGUUUGGAGCACGAAGGGCGAGCCGUUGCGGGGACUUCGGUCAGACUUCAAGCUGAGCGAAGUCCGCGACAGACAGUCGCUGCGCUCGAAGCGUGAUUCUUCUACGAUUUCAACCAGGAAGCUCAUUGGCCACUCGGGCCCUGUCUAUUCGAUCGACUUUGACCCGAUAGCGGGCACGUCUGCGCCCUCGAGGAAUCUGUUGAGUGCCUCGGCUGACGGCACGGCUCGUCUUUGGUCGAUGGACACCUUCACCGCUCUGGUGGCGUACAGGGGCCACCAGCAGCCCGUCUGGAACGUCCAGUGGUCUCCGCUAGGCGUCUACUUUGCCACGGCCAGCGCCGACAAGACGGCAAGACUGUGGAGUACCGAGCGCAUCAACCCGCUGAGGAUGUACAGCGGCCACCACUCGGACGUCGAUACGCUGGCCUUCCAUCCCAAUUCCCUCUACCUCGCCACGGGCUCUUCGGACCGCACGGCACGGCUCUGGGAUGUGCAGCGAGGCGCUUGCGUGCGGCUCUUUGUCGGCCACAACGACGCAGUGUCGGCGCUGAGCAUGUCCAAGGACGGGCGCUACCUCGCCACGGCCGACGGCUCGCCCGGCGGCGGCGGCAAUGGCGGUGGCGAGAUCAGCUUGUGGGAUCUCGGUUCGGGAAGGCGGAUCAAAAAGAUGUGGGGCCACGAGUCGCUCAUCACUUCGAUGGAUUUCAGCCAGGAUGGGAGCCUCCUCGUCUCGACGGCCAUGGACUAUACUGUCCGUACGUGGGAUGUCAAUGCCGCCCAAUCAGCCCUCGGAGGCUCGGCGGCGGCGAAUGGAUCUGUCCCGGGCAAAGAUGCACCGACGAUCCCGACUACUUCUUCAGCAGCAGCGUCUUCUUCUUCCGACCUCGUGGCGACGUUCUACACCAAGCGCACAAAUAUGCUCGAUGUCGUCUUCACGCCGAGAAACCUCUGCCUCUGCGCAGGUCCCUAUGAUGCAAACUUGUAGAUCAUGUAUAACGAUGCUCGUCUUGGGACAGACAUGAAUGAAUGGAUCGUGUAACAUAAUGACACGCAG
This is a messenger RNA of Acaromyces ingoldii, 2958 nucleotides long. Its product is annotated as WD40 repeat-like protein. The record is from RefSeq and is a predicted model, not a curated record. Gene Ontology annotation, cellular component: transcription factor TFIID complex. Lineage: Eukaryota; Fungi; Basidiomycota; Exobasidiomycetes; Exobasidiales; Cryptobasidiaceae. Bases 22 to 2889 code for a protein of 955 amino acids. The transcript is spliced from 2 exons. Gene Ontology annotation, biological process: transcription initiation at RNA polymerase II promoter. Gene Ontology annotation, molecular function: RNA polymerase II general transcription initiation factor activity; protein binding.